CUAAUUUCAGUGUUUGUGGGGAUGGUGUCAGCUCAAUUAACAUCUGAUUUUUAUGCUUCUUCAUGCCCUAAUGCUUCUGCUACCAUUAAGGCUGCAGUAGAGUCUGCUGUGAACUCUGAGAAACGCAUGGGGGCGUCCUUGCUUCGUCUUCAUUUCCAUGAUUGCUUUGUUCAAGGAUGUGAUGCAUCAGUGUUAUUAGACGACACAUCGAGCUUCACAGGUGAAAAGACAGCUUUUCCAAACGUUAAUUCGCUUCGAGGUUUCGAUGUCGUAGACACUAUCAAAACUCAAUUGGAAGCCAUCUGCCCUGGUGUUGUCUCCUGUGCCGAUAUUGUAGCUGCUGCUGCUCGUGACUCUGUUGUUGCUCUAGGAGGACCAAGUUGGGAUGUGCUGUUGGGAAGAAGAGAUUCAACAACAGCCAGCUUAAGCGAUGCAAAUUCUGACUUGCCUGCUCCUACUUCUGAUCUUAGCGGCCUCAUCACUGCUUUCUCCAACAAGGGCUUCACCACCAAAGAAAUGGUCGCUCUCUCAGGAUCUCACACGAUAGGGCAAGCGAGGUGUACAACCUUCAGAACAAGGAUAUACAAUGAGAGCAACAUAAACUCAACAUUUGCAGCAUCAUUGCAAGCAAAUUGUCCCAGUACAGGUGGUGAUGAUAAUCUGGCAGCUCUGGACACGACUUCUCAGAACUCUUUCGACAAUGCCUACUUCACCAACUUGUUGACUCAGAAGGGUCUCUUCCACUCCGACCAACAGCUCUUCAAUGGCGGAUCCACUGACUCUCAGGUCACUGAUUACAGCAACAAUCCUGAUACCUUCAACUCUGACUUCGCUAAUGCCAUGCUUAAGAUGAGCAACCUUAGCCCACUCACUGGUUCCAGUGGUCAGAUUAGAACUAGUUGUCGGUCACUCAAUUCUUGAGUUUGCCCCCAAAAAAGAAACAAUGUUGUACUGAUCAUAUAUUUAUGUAUGUACAAGGUGGUUUAGUCCUUUACGUAUGUGGUCUGGAAGUCACCAAUGUAACAUGCGU
This is a messenger RNA of Neltuma alba, 1030 nucleotides long. Its product is annotated as cationic peroxidase 1-like. Gene Ontology annotation, molecular function: heme binding; peroxidase activity. The record is from RefSeq and is a predicted model, not a curated record. Bases 22 to 921 code for a protein of 299 amino acids. Lineage: Eukaryota; Viridiplantae; Streptophyta; Magnoliopsida; Fabales; Fabaceae. Gene Ontology annotation, biological process: response to oxidative stress; hydrogen peroxide catabolic process. The transcript is spliced from 4 exons.